Molecule: messenger RNA, 459 nt
Organism: Aspergillus heteromorphus CBS 117.55
Lineage: Eukaryota; Fungi; Ascomycota; Eurotiomycetes; Eurotiales; Aspergillaceae
Exons: 2
Molecular function (GO): metal ion binding
Source: RefSeq, a predicted model, not a curated record
CGCCGGCGUCGUGUUUCAUCCUCGGAGGCUGCCGGUCAUGAAAGGAAACGACGUCGGAGCAAUACAGGAAGAACCAGGGGGUCAUCGGAUGUCAUCGAACCGGUCGAUCUUACGGAAGUCAGUCCUAUAUCUAAGACCCAGGCGAAACAGCGAGCGGAUGCGAUUCUCGCACAACAGUCGCUAGACCAAGACAAGGGGGCUUCUGUUCUCACAGCGUACAAGUGCCCUGUAUGCAUGGACACGCCGGUUGAUGCUACGAGCACUCUAUGCGGCCAUCUUUUCUGCCAUAAAUGCAUCACGGACACCUUGAAAUUUAGCGAGGAACAGCGUGCUGAUACGCCGGGCAAAGGCCGGGGGACUUGUCCCGUCUGCAGAAAGCCCCUUACGAGAAACGAUCAGCCGGGAUCAAAGCGAAACCUGAUCCCGCUACAAAUCAAGCUCACCACAUUGAAGAGAAGC